AUGCUGUUCUCCCCGCUCAAAGGGUUGCUCAGCGCCCAGGUCUUUUUCAGCAUUGCCUCGCUGAGCAACGCGCAGCAAUGGGCUGGAGACAAUAUCACCACCUCUCUGCCCGUUGUCCCCGGCGCCGAAAUCGCCUACUUCAACAUCAAAGAUGCCAAUAAAAAGAAUACCACUCUGCUGAAUUACAUGUCCCUGAACAGCAAUGGGAAGAGGCUGGAUCCCAAGGCGCUCAAGCGAGCAGUCAUCGUCGUCCAUGGACUCAACCGUGACCCGAACACGUAUAUGAGCAACAUGCUCUCGGCCUUGGCUCAAGUGACUGACCAUCCCGAAGUAAGCACCGACAGCGUCGCCAUUCUGGCCCCUUACUUCACCAACGGAGACGACAAGUACACCGGAGGCUACCCCUGGACCGACUCCAAAGGCUCUUACACCUCUGCGCUUGUCUGGAAGGGCUCGCAGUGGGCUUCCGGAGCGAACAAUCAGUAUCCGAAAACGCAGACGACCGUGUCCUCGUUCGCCGUUCUGGAUCAACUGACCAAGUACUUUGACGACAAGUCGUUGUUCCCCAGUAUCAAUCAGAUUGUGAUUGCUGGACAUUCGCUGGGCGCUCAGACGGUGCAAAGGUACUGCGAAGUGGGUGACAACCUCAGCACGAAAACUCCCGUCGUAUAUUGGGUCGGAAACCCCAACAGCUAUGGUUGGAUGAGCCUGGACCGCCCCAUUGACCCCUCUACGUGCUCGACAUAUGACGACUGGCGAGAUGGCUUAUCAUCGUACACGAACACUUACGGGGCGACGUUGGUCGCGGCUGGACGGCCUGCUGUCUUGGCCAAUUACAACACCAAGAGCAUUGCUUAUGCUCGAGGAACUCUGGAUCUUGGGGACGACUCGUCCGGCUGUGGUCCCACAACUACGGGUGCUAAUCGGCACGAGCGAUUUUUCAACUUCAUCAAAGCCUUUCCGCCUACCAGCUCGUGUACGAUUGAUUACGUUCCGAUAGGGCACGAUGCGGGUAGCAUGUUUGCUUCAUCGGCAGGAAAAGCACGGUUAUUCCUGGACAAUUUCGACGGGGCAGGAUCCAAGGCUUUCGAUUUCGGGUACCCUCGCCUCCAGGCCGGAGAUGACCCUUACCCCGAUCCUUCGCAGAGCUCUGCAGUAGCUCCCACAUCUCCUGGAACCUUCUCGGGCAUGACCUACCAAGGGUGCUACUCUGAUCCGGGCUCAGUAUUGCCUCUCAAGGCUUACUCUCGGGAUGACAACACCAUUGACUCUUGCACAGCCACCUGCGCUGGUCAGGGCUACAAGAUCGCUGGGCUGGAGUAUGGCGUCGAGUGUUGGUGUGGAAACACGAUGGGCUACAAGGCUCAAGUAACUACUGAUCAGGCGUGCACCAUGGCUUGCGCCGGCAACUCGACUCAAAUUUGCGGCAACAGCUACCGCCUCUCAGUCUUUUCGACUGGAAAUAUCACCAGCGCUGCGCAACCGUCUUCUCCAACACAAGUUGGGUCCUACUCACUCCUUGGAUGUUACAGUGAAGCCAGUUCCGGAAGAGCAUUGUCGGAAAGGAGCACCUCGCAAAGUGACAUGACGGUGGAAACCUGCGCGACUUACUGCUCUGGCUACAAAUACUUCGGUGUAGAGUAUGGUGCUGAGAUCCACGUCGACUACGUCCACAAGUGCAUCGGUUUCUACAACGACUUCGGGAUCAACAACGACUUCGGGCUCCACUACUGCAUCAAUCUCUACAGCAAGCUCAGGUUCUACAACGGCAUUAGUCUCUACAACGAGCUUAGCGUCUACAUCGAACCCAGUCUCUGCAGCCAGCUCAAGUUCCACGAGUUCAGGUUCCAUAACGAGCUCAGUCUCUCCAACGAGCUCAGCCUCAUCAGCGAGCUCAGUCUCUACAUCGACCUCAGCCUCUACAUCGACCUCGGGCUCCAUAAUAAGCUCAGCAAGAACCGGAACAACUACCUGAUUGAGUGCUACACGGAUCACUACGCCGGUGACAUGCUCACAACCUCUGCGAGCACACUUGAGCUCUGCAUCGAAGCAUGCGAUGCCAAUUCCGGAUGCGUCGACGUGGCAUGGGUUUACGGCUCCUGCUAUCUCAAGAGCUCCGUCGGAACUGCCAUCUCCAACAACGCGGUUCUCGGCGCGAAGCUCAUCACCGAUUCGUCAUCCUCCUCCUCCUCAUCCACCACCGCCUCUUCAACCACCACCACCACUUCCUCAACCAGCAGCUCCUCAGCAACCCCCUCCGCAACAACAACAGCCCUCUCCUGCCCCACCUCCGACGGGCAGACCUUCACCGCCCCCCGCGGCCAACUCUUCACCAUCGAAUGCGGCACCGACCACUUCGGCGGCGACAUGGGCGCGCCCACCUACCCGGGCAGCUUCGCAGCCUGCGUGUCGCAGUGCGACGCGACCGACGGCUGCGUCGACGUGGCCUACAUAUCGAACGGGCCGUGCUACCUAAAGAGCACGCUCGGCGCCUCCAUCAGCAACCCCAACAUCUGGGGCGCAAAGCUGGCGGCCAGCCUGCCCAGCGGCAUCACCGCCAAAGGCUGCUACGUCGACGACGGCGGCGCGCGCGCCUUCCCGACGCAGCUGUACUCCAACUCCUCCAACACGCCGGCUCUCUGCGCGUCGGCGUGCCGCGAGAAGGGGUUCAAGUACGCGGGCACGCAGUACGGGACGGAGUGCUGGUGCGGGUCGUCGCUGCCAACCACCACCGCGCCGGCCGCCGACUGCUCGAGCGCGUGCGCCGGCGACGCGAGGCAAAAGUGUGGCGGCGGCUACCGGCUCAGCGUGACGGACGACACGGCGUGGACGCAGAAGUUCUUCGCGCGGCAGGCGUACGGCGGGUGGAGCCUGGUCAGCUGCUACCAGGACAACGUCGACAACAAGCGUACGCUGGGCACCAACGUCGGCAUCGAUUCGAGCUCCGCGACGAUCGCAAAGUGCCUGGAUGCGUGUGCGGCUAGGGGUUUCGCGUACUGUGGCGCUGAGUACUACUAUGAGUGCUACGGCGGCGCGAGCAAGCCGGCUGAUAGCCUGGUGGUUCCCGACGCUACCGAUCCGCUGCUGGCGGGUUGCAAUUACGCGUGCUCGGGGAACGCGACUGAGGCGUGUGGUGGAGCGAAUAAGCUGUUGGUCUACGUGAACAAUGGAAUCUGA
This is a messenger RNA of Lasiodiplodia theobromae, 3177 nucleotides long. RefSeq names its product Wsc-domain-containing protein. The record is from RefSeq and is a predicted model, not a curated record. The transcript is spliced from 7 exons. Bases 1 to 3177 code for a protein of 1058 amino acids. Lineage: Eukaryota; Fungi; Ascomycota; Dothideomycetes; Botryosphaeriales; Botryosphaeriaceae.